This is a messenger RNA of Lotus japonicus, 2621 nucleotides long. Its product is annotated as phosphatidylinositol/phosphatidylcholine transfer protein SFH3-like. The coding region runs from base 295 to 1977 and encodes 560 amino acids. Lineage: Eukaryota; Viridiplantae; Streptophyta; Magnoliopsida; Fabales; Fabaceae. The transcript has 15 exons. The record is from RefSeq and is a predicted model, not a curated record.
UUCCUACCAUUUUUUUUUUUCAUCUUAAUUCUCUUCAAUUCCCUUCCUCUUCCAUUUUCAAUAAUAAUGUUGUUUCAUGAACUUUUUGAGCCUCCAUAGACUUUAAUGAUUCUUAGCUGCUUGACUGCACUUUACCUAUAUAUCUUUGUUGUUUGGUUUUUCUUUCUCCAUGCAUGCUGAACAUGAACAAGGUGCAGGUGCACGUGAGGGCUUAAUUGGGGGAUUUGUUAUAUGUGUGUUGUUGAUUUCUGUUUGUGCUCAUUGGAGUAAGCUUACGAGAUUCAAUAAUUAAUCAUGUGUGACACUAUGUCCGUACCUAGUACAGAUCAACCUGUUAAAGGUCUUGAGAUGGAAUAUUUAGAGGAUGAAAAGAAGACCAGGCUUGGUUCUCUAAAGAAGGUAGCAAUCAGUGCAUCUUCUAAGUUCAAAAACUCCUUGACAAAGAAGGGGAGAAAGCACUGCAGGGUUAUGUCUAUUGCUAUUGAGGAUGAACUUGAUUUAGAAGAGUUACAAGCAGUUGAUGCUUUUCGCCAAGCUCUUACCCUGGAAGAGCUAUUACCCUCUAAACAUGAUGAUGAUCACAUGAUGCUAAGAUUCUUGAGAGCAAGGAAGUUUGACAUUGAGAAAGCAAAACAAAUGUGGGCAGAUAUGCUCCAGUGGAGAAGGGAAUUUGGUGCUGAUACCAUCAUGGAGGAUUUUGAGUUCCAGGAGAUAGAUGAAGUUAUAAAAUACUACCCUCAAGGACAUCACGGAACUGACAAGGAUGGAAGACCUGUUUACAUAGAAAGGUUAGGUCAGGUUGACUCUCACAAGCUGAUGCAAGUCACCACCAUGGAUCGCUAUCUUAAGUACCAUGUAAGAGAGUUUGAGAGGACUUUUGCUGUUAAGUUGCCUGCUUGUUCAAUCGCAGCAAAGAAGCACAUUGACCAAAGUACCACUAUCUUGGAUGUGCAAGGAGUGGGUCUCAAAAGUUUGAAUAAAGCUGCAAGGGAUCUCAUCCAGAUGCUUCAAAAGGUUGAUGGUGAUAACUAUCCUGAGUCCCUGAACCGUAUGUUCAUCAUCAAUGCUGGUUCUGGAUUCCGGCUGCUGUGGAACACUAUCAAGAGUUUCCUUGACCCCAAGACCACUUCAAAAAUCCAUGUCCUAGGGAACAAAUACCAGAGUAAGUUGCUUGAGAUCAUUGAUGCCAGUGAACUUCCAGAGUUCUUGGGAGGUACUUGUACUUGUGCAGACAAAGGUGGUUGUAUGCUUUCUGAUAAGGGACCAUGGAAUGACCCUGAAAUCUUCAAGAUGGUUCAAAAUGGUCAAGGCAAAUGCAAAAGGAAAACCUUAUCUGGGAUUGAGGAAAAAACAAUGAUUGAAGAUGACACAACAUAUGAAAAGGAAUGCAUGCCAAAAGUGGAGCAUCCAGAAUGUUAUGCUGUUCCAGAAGUUGCAAAACAAUGUAAUGUAUAUCAGUGUGAUGCCUUUGUCCCAGUGAUUGGUAAUUCAGUCUCUUGGAAGAAAGCAGUACAAAAUGAUAAAUUGGCACUUUCUCAAGAUUGCUUCCCUAACAAAGAUUGUAAGACUGGGUUAACAACUCAAUUUGCUGGUGGAAUCAUGGCUGUGGUGAUGGGAUUCAUAACAUUCAUCCGUUUGACGCGGAACAUGCCAAGGAAAAUCACAGAAGUUGCCUUGUAUGGCAGCUCUGUAUAUUAUGAUGGCAACAUGAUGAAAGCACCAGCAAUUUCCAUUGAUGAACAUAUGGCCUUGAUGAAGCGCAUGGCUGAACUAGAAGAGAAGGUGAAUGCCCUCAGCAUGAGACCUUCCAUGCCACCAGAAAAGGAGGAAAUGCUGAAUAAUGCUCUAAGCCGAGUAUGUACUCUGGAAGAAGACUUGGCUACAGCCAAAAAGGCACUUGAUGAUGCCUUUGUUAAACAAGUGGAGCUCCAAGCUCUUGUUGACAAAAAGAAAAAGAAGAAGCUGUUCCACUGGUAAGGUGAUAUGCAUUGCUGUCUCACCUCUAAUAUCUAACAUUAGUCAGACUUUUAAAGUUGGUGGCGUUUCUUUAUUAUCAUCAGCCCCAUCGAAUGCUAUUGCAUUCAACUUUGUACUCCCUCCGGUCCUAUUUAUAAGCAGCAAAAAAAAAAUUCACAUAGUUUAAGAAAUGUAGUUAAACUAGAUAAAAUGCAUUAAAUUUGUCUUGAAUCAAAAUAAACUUCCAAAAUUACCCUUUGUUAUUAGUAUUGGAAAGUGGGAAAGAGAGAGAAUAAUUAAUGAGACACAUUUUACAAGUUAGAAUUAAUAAGGGCAUCAUUGGAAAAAAAUAAUUAAUAUAGCUCAAACUUUCAUUUGGUUCUUAUAAAAAGGACCAAGAUUUUUCUUCUCUUUCAUGCUUAUAAAUAGGACCGGAGGGAGUAUAAUUUGUCCAUUAUUGGACUGGAAUCUUCUGUAUAAUACAGUGUGCCAUCCUUGACAAUUGUGUAUAUGUAUAAUACAAGGUUUGGUAUAGAUUAACAAAAAUCAGAUUAGGCUUUACACAUUCUAUCUUGGAGCAAUCAGAAGCCGCACUCAGUAAAGUAUUGUUUGCCCUUGCAACUUUUUUUUCAUACAAUAUGUUUUUAUGAAAGUAUCACAUUCAU